CCGGUGGCUGAGCAGAGGCAGCGCGUGGCGGGCAUGGUGGCCUCCAUGUGGCAGUGGCUGGAUGACCAGAGUGCGGGCAGCUGCUCGGACGAGCGUGGGAGGACCUGGAGGUGCUGCUGAGAGCCUUUACCCGCAUGGAGGCCACUGUCAUGGUGGCGGCCUCGCUGUGGAAGAGGCUUCAGGCUGCUCGCGCCUUGUGGUCAAGCUGCUCACUGAGAGGGCGCUCAACGCCACGGAUGUGCCGUCCGUGCGCCUCCUGCCCGCCCCCAUUCGGCUGCCGCACCUACCGGAGCCGGACAGCCGGACGGACGAAUGGCGGGUCGUGGCAAGCUAUGGCAGAGAAGGAACCCUCUGGCAGCAGCAGCAAUGACAGCUCUGGCGCCAGCAGUACCACCCCUGGCAGCAGCAGCGGCAGCAGCAGUUCUGGUGCCCCCCCGCUCCCUCCUGCUGCCAGCAAGUCUGCUGCUGGUGGUGGGGGCGGCGCAUGGGGAACCUUCUCUAACAGGCAUGAGCCGACGGAGCGCGAGGUGAUUUUCACGUCGCCGGCGUUUGUGAUAUUUAACACGGUGGAUGAGGAGGAUGUGGCGACGGGCACCGUGGCGUCGAGGGACUCGGUGGAGAUUGUGAAGCACCAGCUGUAUGCCAAGGCCAGCUUGGAUGAUCUCACUCUUGCGCUCAAGGUUGCUGCACAGGAGUAGAAAAUGGAAAGUUGAGCCCGUUAGGGUCUUUUGCUGGAGGACGUGUAGGGUAAAUGGACGUAUGAGCAUUGCGGCAGACAGACACUUGUGGCCAAGCCUCUCAGGAGAUUGCUUUUGAAGUGAAGUCUCACGAAUUCUAGUAGAAGCGGUGGAUGGUCAGUAGUUCGAAGGACCUCUCACCUCUAUGUUUUUUUGUGGUGCUUGUUUAAACAC
This is a messenger RNA of Closterium sp. NIES-67, 911 nucleotides long. The record is from the annotation of a GenBank genome assembly. Lineage: Eukaryota; Viridiplantae; Streptophyta; Zygnematophyceae; Desmidiales; Closteriaceae.